Actinia tenebrosa (Australian red waratah sea anemone) is the source of this 1154-nucleotide messenger RNA. RefSeq lists its product as uncharacterized. Gene Ontology annotation, cellular component: cytosol. The record is from RefSeq and is a predicted model, not a curated record. Gene Ontology annotation, molecular function: L-galactose dehydrogenase activity. NCBI's taxonomy places the organism in Eukaryota, Metazoa, Cnidaria, Anthozoa, Actiniaria, Actiniidae.
CCUUAGUCUGAAACAAAAUGGAGGAACACUGUGAGAGUUGCAAGCCUAUGCCGAGUACGUAUAUCAAAGGGUUUCACGAUGAACAAGCAGUUUCCAACAUGGAAUACCAACCCCUUGGAAAUACAGGACUACAAGUUUCUGUUUUAAGUUUUGGAGCAUCAUCUUUAGGUAGUGUAUUCAGAAAAACUGAUGAUUCAGAGUCAGUCCAAGUUGUGCAUCAUGCACUGAAGUCAGGCAUUAACCUGAUUGACACUGCACCUUGGUAUGGACAUGGAAAGUCUGAAAACGUUUUGGGUCAGGCACUUAAAGGAAUCCCAAGGGAGUCAUAUAUUUUGACAACAAAGGUUGGUCGUUAUCUGCCAGAAGUGGAAAAGAUGUUUGAUUUCAGUGCAGAAAGGGUGACCAGAAGUGUAGAUGAAAGCCUGGAGAGACUGGGCCUUAGUUACAUUGAUAUUAUACAGGUGCAUGACAUGGAGUUUGCCGAUUCAUUAGAUAUUAUUAUCAAUGAGACCCUACCAGCUUUGCAAAAGGUUAAAGAGCAAGGCAAAGUAAAGUUUAUUGGUAUAACUGGGUAUCCAUUACAGAAUUUCAGAACAGUCAUAGAGAAGAGCAAAGUUCCAAUAGAUACUGUUUUAACGUACUGCAGAUGCACCAUGCAUGAUACAGAACUGCUAGAAUAUUUACCAUUUUUAAAGGAACAUGGCAUAGGAGUAAUCAAUGCAUCACCCAUAUCAAUGGGUCUUCUCUCUCAUCGUGGGCCACCUGCAUGGCAUCCUGCUUCAAAAGAGACUAAAGAAAAGUGUCGACAAGCAGCUGAAUAUUGUCAGGCUCAGGGUGUGGAUAUCUCCAAGCUGGCCAUGCAUUUUACACUAAGUGUGCAAUCAAUACCUACUACAUUGGUCAGCACUGCAAGUCUAGAAAACCUGAAUAAAAACAUUGCUUCAGUGAAUCAAAAGCUCACUACAACUGAAGAGCAGGCUCUUAGUCAUGUUAUAAACAAUAUAUUCAAGCCAUGUGGCAACAUGUCAUGGGAAGGCAUUGAAGUAGCCCAGCACAGAGAAAAAUUGGAAAGCAUCAAAAGUGGUUCACAUUAAUUUGAGUUGAAUGCAUUCUGAUUAUCCUGCUACCACACCUCCUUUUCUCUGACAGAUCAA